This is a messenger RNA of Staurois parvus, 3673 nucleotides long. The record is from the annotation of a GenBank genome assembly. Lineage: Eukaryota; Metazoa; Chordata; Amphibia; Anura; Ranidae.
UCCUAAUUCUUGCCUCUUUGUCUCCCAGGUUAUCCCCGCUUCUCCACCUUCCUACCCAUGAGCCACUUGGACCACGGGAACGGCAAUGUUCUGUACGGACAGCACCGCUUCUACGAAUCCCAAAAAGAUAACUUCUAUUUGCGGAAUCUCCCACCACAACCCACGCUCCUGUCGGCCAACCACAACUUCCCCAGCAUCGCCCGGGCUGCUCCGGGCCACCCCAUUGGCUCCUGCAGUCGGGACCGAGAGAACAGCCACCUCCAUAAGGGCUCGAAGGACAAUGACCGAUAUAUGGGGGACAUGAACAAGGACAAGGUGGGCAAAGGGGACCUGAAAGAUCGGCACUUGGAGGACGAAGGCAAGGAAAGGCAGAAGGCGGUGCUGCCCAUGACCAUGGACAGCCACUGCAAGGAGGACAUGCAUCAGAGAGGAUCGUGUGAGAACAGGACCAAGCAUUUAAAUUCUUGCCUGAUGACCUCAAAGGUGCUAAAUGGGGACCCCAGCAAAGCGUUGUUGUCGAGCUGCACCGUUGGGGCAGGAAUGCCUCGCCAAGGUGGCCAGAAUCGAUGUGCCAAAGAAGUCAUGAGGUCGGACCGAUCGUAUCCCCAACACGAGCCUCAGCAACCUUACAGCGAGUGCCUAGAGAGGAGGCAAAUGCUUCACCAUUCUGUGUCCUACACUGUCCCAUCCAGUCUCCCCAGCAUUCCUGCCCCGCUGAACACCUCCACCAGCUCCUUCCCCUGUCUGCAGCUUCAUUCCAACUCGGACGUUGUGUGCUCCCUGCAGGAUAAGUCCGGCAGGGAGCUCAAGAUGGGCAGGCCCACAUUUGUGCCUUCCGUGGGGCACUUCACCGACAAAAGCCGGCCUUUUCAGGUGACCCCGGAGGGCUGCCAUUUAGACAGAGCAGGAGAAGGGAAGGACAAGGGCCACGAAAUGAACACUGACCCCCACCCUCCCUCCUCUGGGUCCUACAUGAACACAUUCUCCCACUUAAAGGCCGAGGCCAAAGGGGAGAGGAGGCUGGAAUGGCCGCAGAACACAGCCGUCAGGAUCAAAAAUUUGGAGUUCUUAAAUAGCGGAGGUUCAGAGACUGCUAUGCAGAGGAGCAUUGAAAAGGCUGCGUACUUAGAGAUGCCGACUUCCCAAGACUGUCCUCGUCCCAACAACCAGGAUUCCCACUGCAUAAAAACUAGCCAGUCCUGCUGCACUUUAGACAGGCCUAUCAAGGACUCCCAGGUGCACAGCUCCCAAAAAGUGGCCCGGAUACGGCACCAGCAGCACCGGCCGUCUGAAGGGGAGCAAACGGGAGGCAACCAAGAAGGAAAGAGGAAAACCAUCGACCUCAGCUCCUUGGGCUACAACGGACCUCACCUGCCGCCGUGGACGGAGCCAUCAAUUUCCAUCGGUGAAGACAGGAAGAACUCUUACCUAGAUCCCUUCAGCACAAGUUUACAACAGGCCGCGCUCAUGACUCCUGGCCCCACGUUGACCCAGGAGAUGCAAGGGCCUACAGACGAGGUGUCCGCCAUGAAAAACCUGCUCAAAUACAGCAACCAAGCACUUAUCGUGGGGCAGCGGACCCCCUUUGUGGGUUUGGGGAACAUGAAGACCAGCUGCUCUCAUCAAGAAAACAAGUUCCACGGCAACAACAAGUGCCAGCCCGAGCAAGAAAGGAUGGAUUGUGCCAGGAGUCGGGAGAACGAGACCUCUCACGGGGAAGGCGAAGUCCGGCAGCCGCCAGUUGGCAUCGCUGUGGCUGUAGCGCGGCAGAAAGACAACAGCGGUCGUCAUGAGUCAGCUUAUGGGACCGGGUCAAGUCGACAAAACAGGAAUAACAUGGGACAGAAAGGUUCUGGCCGACCCAUGCAUGUCAUUGACCUGGAUGCCGAAGAAGAACGGAGCCGAAUGUGUGAUGAGAGGCUGGGAAUCCCGGGAAGAGACCUCCUAAUGCAGGAAAACAAGGACCUGGUGGAAUUUGCCAGGAUUCAUCCUUCUAGCGGCUGUCCAGGAGACUUAACACCUCAUCUUAUGAUAGCGGGAGGCGCAAGCCAGCUAGGAGCCGAUCCUACACCGCAUACGCAUCCCACCCACCCGCACUGGCUGCCCAGAACAAGGAGCCCAUCCAUCUGGAUGGGCGGCCAUUCUUAUGGUAUUAGUCACCCUGCUCUGCACCAGAAUCUGCCCCCUGGAUUCCCCCCUUCCAUGUCUAGUGCCAUGCAACCAGUGUUCCCCCUAUCGCAAGAACCUCCCGCCCAGCUGGUAAUACUACCUCCAGAGCCCUCUCCCCAUCCUGCUCCGCACUCCCUUGCUGAUGUCAUGGAUCAGGCAUCUCUAUGGCCACCUAUGUACCCUGGCCGAGCACCCACCUCGCACCUCCAGCACCCCGGCCAGCUCCCGGUCUACUCCCGAUCGCAGUUUUUUUAAGGCAACAAGAGCUGUAUGCCCUGCAACAACAGAGGGCAGCGCAGGCUCUGGAGCUUCAGAGGCAAACCCACCUCCAGCGGAAGCCUGAGGACCACCUGCCAGAAACGGAAGACCAUCCAGAAAAGGCCAUGAAGCCGCACAGUAAAGCAGACGCCUUAAACUCUUCAAAGACUCCACCCAGCCUGCUGCUGCCACCCCCUUCUGCACCCGCACCACCCAAGCUGUCCCCUUGCUCCCAUUCGCCCAACCUUCGGCCUCCGUCCAAAUGCCCGACACCCCGGCCACUGGCCCCAUGCACUUUACCGGCCUGCCCAGAUGGCAGCUCCGCCUUGGUGCCCAGCUCUCCGGCUGUCAGUCCUGUGCCCGUUCAAAGCUCCAAAGGGAAAGAGGGAGAGGACAGGAGGGGAGAGGGGCAACCCCCAGAGACUAUCCCAAAUCACUGGAACCAGAUCUGCCUCCCGGAUACACCUAUCCAGAUGUUGUCCAGUCCUAUACCUCUCCGUCUCCCCACCACGUGCACUCCGCGGACCCCGCUGACACCGAAACUAUGCAAACGGCAUCCACGGCGGCGGAACCCGAGCAGUCCAGAACGUUUACACCCUCCAAAAAAUCCCCCUGCAGCACACCCAUCGUAGAGGACCCGCUGGAGGCCAGCGACGACUUGCCCCGUUUAGGGGAGACGGACCUGAGUGAGCUAUGUAGCCAAGAAACCCCGGCCCCCAAGACCCCGACUGCUCCGCUGCCGCCAUUGGUGAGAGCCUGGACCAGCCUAAGGAGGACAUAGAGGAGGAGGAACAAGUGGAAUCCGAAAACGCCUUGGUGGAGGAGAUGAGGGGGCCCGACGAUGGUUGUGGCUUUCAGGACGCAUCGGAGGAACAGUUGCCAAAUAUUUCAGAGGGGUCACCCGCUGCCCCCAUUGCCGAGGAGGACGGGAAGGGCGAUGAUGUGGAUCAGGCAUUGUUACAGGAUGUGGCAAAAGAUUUGGAGACGGGAGAAAACUCAGGUGGAGGAGGAGGAGCUAUUCACAUCUACCGCACCUUGUUCACCGGCGGUCAGCGACCACCAGGAGCCCCUCUACAACCUGGAAAGUCUGAUAGCAGCCAGUAUCUCCCUGGGGGAUCUGCCCUCAGAGGAGGACGAGGGCUCCUUCUUUCCGGCCCACACGUCCUCCGUACCCUCCAGCUCAGGGAUCCAUGGGAUUGCUCUACUCAGCGAGCUCGCCGACCUGGCGCUACAGGACCAGACAAAA